This is a messenger RNA of Emericellopsis cladophorae, 813 nucleotides long. RefSeq lists its product as uncharacterized. Bases 1 to 813 code for a protein of 270 amino acids. The transcript is spliced from 3 exons. The record is from RefSeq and is a predicted model, not a curated record. Lineage: Eukaryota; Fungi; Ascomycota; Sordariomycetes; Hypocreales; Bionectriaceae.
AUGAAUCUCAAGGAAACCUGGGCCAACAGGACAUAUCGCCCGUUCCUCCGCCAGUGGCCCAAGCCCGCCCGCAAGGGGACGGCGUGGCUGAUGGUCUUUGAGCUAAUGGGCCUCAUUCCCAUCCUCGUCAUUUUCGGCAUCGCGCAGCCCAACCUCUACCGCACCGACCUGUGGAAGAUUGGCUACGAGAACAAGCUCAACUCGAACCCCAACAUGAUCCUCUACGCAUACGCCAACCACAAACCUCUGCCGCAGGUUCCCCUGGUGUGGUCAAGAACACUGACCGACUUUAACGUGGCCAUCUCGGUCAUCUCCCUCUUCCUGCUGCUCGUCAAGCUCAUCACCUUUAUCAUGAAGGGCUGGCUGCCCCUGAUCGCCCUAGUCAUCAACAUUGCCAUGACGGCGCUCUACACCGUCAGCGUCUAUGGCCAGAUUGGCCCCGACUACGCGGACCCCCGGUACCCGGCGCCCGCGGCGUGGUACUUUCGCUACGGCUGCGACAUGGCCAAGGAGUGGGGUGUCUACAAGUCAUGCCAGAUCGCGCAGAGCUCCUUGGGCAUCACCUUUUACAUGCUCAUGAUCUACCUGCUCAACCUGGGCUUUGCUGCCUGGGCCAUGUGGCCCAACAAGGAGCUCAACGACGGGGACGACGACGACGACAACGACUCCUUGUACGGGUAUGACGCCAAGCCCGUCGAGAUGCAGAACAUGAAGAAUGAACCCCUGGUGUCGGCAACACCCUUCACACCGAGGACGCAAGCUUUCCAUACCCUGAACAGGCAGUUGCCCUUGCGAGCGCAACGAGCGCCGUGA